AUGUCACCUGAGGAGGAGCAAGCGAUAUUUGCAAGAAUCGCAGACCGGCUCAGAUGGGAAGAGCUGCCCCAGAUCAAAAUAGGGUCACGGCUCUCUUUGUCUGCCAAUGACUGGCUCAGUGCGGGAGAUGUGUCAAUCCUCCCGCUUGAGAUCUGGAAGAUGAUCGGCGACUACGUUGUUGCGGAUCUGGAGUCUGAGGUCGGAGCCGAUCGCCUGGCAAGACCGUACGGUGAAGUUCCAGAUGAUCCUCCAGAUGUAUAUCGAGACCAGUACGACUACUACGGAGAACAAAAGUCGCCAUGGCAUCGGAAGUCUAUGAUUGAUUUCCGGCAACGAUGGCGACCUUUGAAAUUAUAUCAUGCUAUCAAGCCUCUCCGAGCGAGUAUGGACACCUAUUUUCGGCGCAACUGGGUCGAGAAUGCCUCCUUCUGGGUUCGCCGAGUGUAUGCUGGGCUAAGACCUGGGUAUUGGGUGAGCAUGUUCAAGGAGUUCAGAGGGCCGAACGAUGAAUUCGCAGUCUUCUGCGGUAAUUAUGUAACAUGCGGCAGCUUGAGGAAUGAGCCUGUUGGCGGUGAUAGUGAGACGAAUAUCAAGGUGUCAAAGGUCAUACAAGAGCUUCGCGAAGAUCAGCCUGGCUAUCACUCACUGAUCUUUAUGCGCAUUGAGGACGGUAUGACGGACCUGCUGCCCAUCGAUCUCGAAUAUCCAACUCAAGACAAUGGCUACUGCUUCGUCUUCCGCUGGCGACCGUACAUCGAUCUCCUGCAUGCACAGCAGUCUGAGUACCCGACCAGCCUCGUUGAGUGCGUGCACACUCGUUACACCUCGUUGAACCUGGCAUGGGAUGUCUGCGGACACGACGCAGGCAUGAAGUCGUUACUGCUCAGCCAAAGGAUAAACUUGACUGAUCUGUCGGCCAUUGGAGGCGACGGUCGCAAUGUUGAGGCAAGGAGGGCCAUGAGACUCGAUCUGGCUCUCGAGUCGGGUCGACUGCAACAUGGCGACAGCGAACGGACGGAGAGGCUUCACACGAGGUAUGCAAGGCUGGACGAAGAACAUGUUGCAUACUGCUUGUUGCAAAUCAUGAUGUUGGCAGAGCUCAAGCUGAAGUGGUAA
This is a messenger RNA of Cyphellophora attinorum, 1116 nucleotides long. RefSeq lists its product as uncharacterized. The coding region runs from base 1 to 1116 and encodes 371 amino acids. Lineage: Eukaryota; Fungi; Ascomycota; Eurotiomycetes; Chaetothyriales; Cyphellophoraceae. The record is from RefSeq and is a predicted model, not a curated record. The transcript has 2 exons.